CUCAUUUCACGUUUAUUAUAAAUUAUCACAAUGUGGUUGGACGAACUAAGACGAAAGCCAGACAGGGCGUCAGAGGAAGCCUUACUGAAUCACGUAGCAAGUUUUAGGAGACGUUAUAAUUCUUAUUUUCCGUUGGGACCUCUCUUGUUGCUGACUCCCAAGAACGAGGCAAAUGAAAUGAAAAGUAUCGUGAGCUUUGUGGUUCCUUCGCUCGUUCCUUACUCACAGCUGUUGGAGUUGGAAUCAGCUGCACAGGUGUUGGCGGAUCUCAUUACCUACCUUCCCCCUUCCCUCCCUCCGGCCUUGCCCGAGACAGUGCGCUCCCCCUCGUGCGUCAUCGAACUCCAGAAGGGAAACGGCGUCGAGUGUGCCCUUGUGAUGGCGUCGAUACUCCUGGGGGCCGGGUAUCGCGCCCUCGUAGUGCAGGGGGCGGCGGACAUGUCCCUUGUGGCUGCAGAUACGUCCUCGCUUCCGUGUCCUUAUUUGCAGCAGGAGGAAGAGAGCUUGAAGGCCGAGGAGGACACGCGGGCCUCCAAGUACACGGUCCGUCCUCCUCCAGAUCUCAGAAGUCGGUACGUGGCCAUCAUGGAGGAGCGGGAAAGGAGGAGGCGCCGGGCGGAGGAGGAGGCGGCCAAGGAGGAGGUUCAAGUGGAGGAGGCUGUGGGGGGCGCGUCCCCUACAGACGCCGCCUCUCACCUCCACUUCUGGGUACUGGUCCUUCCUCCGAACCGCGACGUGACCACGCCCACUGUAGUCGAGCCAACCAAUGGGCAAGUGAUACCAUUAAGCCCUGCCCAAAAUCCUCCUUAUCGCCAAGUACACGCUGUCUUUGACCAUACUAACUACUGGGCGUCAAUACGAUACGAUUUUCCUGUGUCCUCUGAUAUGUACAGAACAAAAUCGUCUCGCAUGGCUCACUUGACAAUCUCUGGCCCAUACGAAAAUCCACGAGAAGUAAAAGAGCAAUUUGAACAGCGAAAGGACGGUCUAGAAAGCCGCGUGACCGACCUCGUGCAGGGAGAUGUGACCGAGACGUUUGCCAAGACCCGUCAGGACACACUUCAGCGUAAGGAUGGAGGAUGGGAAAAUUCGACUCCUAUUGACCCUUCCAACCCCGCAGGACAUCAGUACUGGGUAUCUCCUUCGGUCCUGGCGUCGCGAACUUCCUUGGACGGCCUGACGAAGCCCUCGAAGGACGCCUCUGAGGAGGAUCGGCAGGAUGGCCACGGGGAAGAGGUGUUCAUGUUCCAUUCGAAGUUCCGAGUGGACGCCUUGAGGAGUCGCAUAAUAGGAGGCGGAGUCUGGAGGGAGGAGUUUGACGAGCGACCGGACCUGCUAUUGGCUCGCACCGUCACCUUCACAGAUUCUGGCGCCGCCCCCAACAGGUCUAUACAGAGAAUCGAGGAGGAGUUCGGGCAGCCGGAGGGCACGGAGCCGCACCAGGCCGUGCAGCGCCGUGUGUUGCAGGUGGCGGAGGGCAGAAUCCUCCUCGUGUACCACUACGGCCACCACCGCCUCCUGCAGCCGACCAGGUCCUUCGUCAAACCGCCUUCGUCAGACGGUCGGGCGGCCACGCUCUCGCCGGAGAUGACGCAUGGGUUCCAGCCUGAUCCAACAGUCGAGGAUCCGCCGAUGCCGCAGCUGUGGGCGGUCCUGCGGGCGGAGAUGGAGGCGGAGGCCGUGUCGCAGGAGGAGGUGCGAAGGGGCGUGGAGGAGACGGCGCAGGUGCGGGAGGCGAGAGCUCGGGAGGAGGAAGACCCGGCUCUUGUGACGCACAUCUUCGACAUCCACCGGAAUGAGACCGUCCAGUUUAUCCUGCGGCAGAGGCAAUACGACGAAGCUCACCGCGAGGAAACGCUGAGGAAGAAACGUGAAGAGAGAGAAGGAAAAGUAGAUAUCAUCGCUCCGUAUAUUCCCCUAUUGACGUCGGACGCGGAGACGGGCGGACCCGAGACGGUGCGGGAGAGGUGUCUUCAGGACCUCAGGGAGAGACUCGCCCUCCGAGCCAACCUCCUGCAGGAUCGGCUAGACCAGGCCCGCGCUGCCGUGCUCGAGUGCCGCGACGAGGCCGGGCGCCGCAAGCGACUGAGCGCCGACGAGCGGGCCGCACUCACGAGCCGCACCGCCGCUGCCGAGGCCUCCCACCGACGCCUCCGGGCCCAGCUGGCCGCCUGGAAACACGAAGCCUCUGAGAGAUACGAUAGCCUCGCCGGCCAGCUCGAGGUCGACCCGAGAUUCGCUCUGGACAUCGGCAGCCAAGGGGCUUCGUCGGCAGAUGAGGAGGACGAGUCGGCGUCGGGAUAA
Penaeus chinensis is the source of this 2304-nucleotide messenger RNA. It is a transcript of the gene lobo, whose product is annotated as dynein regulatory complex subunit 7-like. The record is from RefSeq and is a predicted model, not a curated record. Gene Ontology annotation, biological process: cell motility. Bases 31 to 2304 code for a protein of 757 amino acids. Gene Ontology annotation, cellular component: motile cilium. Lineage: Eukaryota; Metazoa; Arthropoda; Malacostraca; Decapoda; Penaeidae. The transcript is spliced from 14 exons.